UGUUGUUCUCUGGUACCCUGUGUUCUAAUACGCAACUAGUAUAAUAAAUAGUGCAAUUAUUUGCGGUGCCAGACUAAAGUUCAGUAGUUAAAUGCCUAUAUCACUCACUGAUUGCAUGACAAAGUUCAUCUCGCCACAACUUAUUAGAAAGUUACAUUCUUUUACAUAACAAUUAUAUUUUUUGUGCAGUGACUCAAAUAGUUGAAUAAUAUGCAAACUUUACGACGCGUUAUUUGUAAACUUUGUGCCUCCUCUUCUGUUUCUACACAAAGAAUACGUCAGUUGAGCUCUGUGCAAGAAAUUACAGAACAUUCUUUGGCUGAGGUCGAGGAUGAGGAGGAGACAGGCAACCAUGGCAACAAGAAGAAGAAGAAAAUGCAAAGAAACCGGUUACUGCAGCGACCUGAUGAAAGCAUCUUUGCCUCUCAUGGGUUCCCGCAGUUUGAGAAUAUGACAAAAGAUGAAUUUGCAAAACACAUUGCAGACAGCCGGGUGUACAAUCAUGAUGGGGUCAUCGGAUUAAACAAACCAGCUGGUAUCCAUGUGACGGGAACCAGUGAGAAUCAAAUGAACAUCGUUGGGGUAAUUCCGGAGGUCAUGGAAGCUGUUGGUAAACCAGCAGGAGAGAUUGCCAAAGCAGCUGACAGAGAAUCUUCAGGUUUGAUUCUGCUCGGCGAGACUAAAGAGGUUGCAAGAAAAAUCAACGAUGCAUUCAUCAAUGCUAGGAAGAGAAACCAGAUGGUCAGAAAAUAUUGGACUGUAGCUCUCGGCAUACCAACACCUGCAGAAGGAACUAUCAAUAUUCCAAUUGGUCCGGAGCAAAUUGGCAAUCAGACAUUGAUGGUGCCCAAAAUGGACCCAUCAAUGGGUAGCUUUGAUCGGAAGGAGACGCUUCGAUGUAAGACAGACUAUAAAGUGCUAUCAGCCAAUCAUCAUCUCAACUGCUCCCUCAUUGAACUUCAACCUCUUAAAUUGCAGAAACAUCAGUUGCAAGUCCACCUCAUCAGCAAACUUUGCAGCAUUCUUGGUGAUCGGACCUACUCCAAUCAUAUUCAACACGUCCUUGGUGUGCGUCUGCUUGUCGAUCCCCAUCAUGUUACCAUGGGAACACAGGAUAUACCUGACCCCAUCAAGACUGUGCUCCACUUGAGAACGUGGCACAUGUCACGGUUACCAUUGUUUCUCCACUGGUACCAGGCAACCCUUCCAAAGUGGACUCAAACAAAAGACUUGAUCAUUACCGCUCCGCCCCCGCCUUAUUUCAUGGAAGCUUUACAACGUCUGGACUUGUGCAACCAAACAUUGGAGGACGGAUGUUGAUACCUCCGGCGGACGAAACAAAGGAAAACAACCUCAACCUAGGGCCAAGUUCAGGCAAGAACUAUCGCUGACUGAAGUUCAACUAAGCUAGCCCAAACUCUGUUUAGUGGACAGUAGUUGGACUUUGCUAGCAGACGAUUUUGAUUCAGGGGUUCGAUUCCCACCCGAGUAAUAUGCCUGUGAUGUUUUUUCACCGGAUUCGGGGAAGU
Asterias rubens (European starfish) is the source of this 1529-nucleotide messenger RNA. RefSeq names its product mitochondrial mRNA pseudouridine synthase Rpusd3-like. The record is from RefSeq and is a predicted model, not a curated record. Gene Ontology annotation, biological process: pseudouridine synthesis. Lineage: Eukaryota; Metazoa; Echinodermata; Asteroidea; Forcipulatida; Asteriidae. Gene Ontology annotation, molecular function: RNA binding; pseudouridine synthase activity. The transcript has 8 exons. The coding region runs from base 211 to 1320 and encodes 369 amino acids.